AUGCAAAACCGUAUUGAAAAGUUAUCGGAAACUAAAUUAAACUCAGUCAAUUUAUUUAAAGCAGUCAAUGAACAUGCUCUAUCAUUGUGCAAUUACUAUAUUGGACUCAUUGACUUAGAACCCUGUGAAUUUGAAGAAAUUGAUAAAUUAGUCAGAAAAAUACUUAUGAAUUUGAAUGUGCAUAUGAAACCAGCUUGCAAAGAGAGACUUUACUUACCGAGAAAUAUGUUUGGAAGGGGAUUGAUAUCUAUCACUUUCAAAGCGGAGAAAAUGUUGCUUGAUUUCAAAACAAGUCUGGAAAGGCGAAAAUUUACUUCUCUGAGGAGUGCAGGAAUUCUGUGGGCUGAACAACAAAGAAAGUCACAUAUGGCCACAAUCACAGAAUUCUUGCGAAUAAAAUAUGAAUCAAGCCAGCACAUUGAACAAACACUAAAGAGUCUGCAGAUUGAGUGUCUCUUAUCAGCUAUUAAAAAGAAAACUCUCCAUUCAAAAUUAUUUGAAUCACUUAAUAAUGAGACUUUCGAUAUACAGACAUCCUCAAAAUGGAUUGUAAAAGAAAAUAUUUCCCCUAAAUCUGAAGCCAUGUUCUUCCUUUUGCAGGACAGGAGUUGA
This is a messenger RNA of Octopus sinensis (East Asian common octopus), 612 nucleotides long. RefSeq lists its product as uncharacterized. Lineage: Eukaryota; Metazoa; Mollusca; Cephalopoda; Octopoda; Octopodidae. The record is from RefSeq and is a predicted model, not a curated record. The coding region runs from base 1 to 612 and encodes 203 amino acids. The transcript has a single exon.